Messenger RNA from Colletotrichum scovillei, 1734 nucleotides. RefSeq lists its product as uncharacterized. Lineage: Eukaryota; Fungi; Ascomycota; Sordariomycetes; Glomerellales; Glomerellaceae. The transcript is spliced from 3 exons. The coding region runs from base 1 to 1734 and encodes 577 amino acids. The record is from RefSeq and is a predicted model, not a curated record.
AUGGCCCAAGUCAGAUCAUGUAUCGCAGUUUACCACAACCUGGUGAAAUUCACCAAGUUAUUUUUACAGAUCCUCUUACGACCACAAUCUAUUUGGGAGCGGAUGACUAGGGCUGUAAAUACGGUGGAUUUAUUUUCCAGUAGCCGUUGGGGUCGUCUGGACGAGCCUGGCCGUUACAUUGGAAUAUGGGAUGAUGUCGGCUCAUUAUCCAGCCAGACUGAUAUCCUGAAGCCCUUCGCCCUUCAGAAAAUAGUUGAGGACGAUGACGUCGAUAACGCCCAGUUGAAAUCACUGCUGCGCGACAUCCCAAAUCAGGUGGAUGGAGUGGCUCGAGUAUUUCUCCAGGAGGUUUUUGACGAUGAUAUUGGCGAGAACAAGCCAGCAUCCGGGGAAGGCUUCCCAUACGAGUUCCCCUCCCUUCGGAGUGCUACGAGGAGCUUCUUGCCACUGAUUACCAACCAACCGUAUGGUCGCCAACCUCGAUGGUAUCUUCUGGAGUCUUUCACUAUAGAUGAAAGCCGGCUGGGUGAUCCGGGAGACACUUGGGUCAAUAGCAAGCGGUUUCUGCGCUUCCAGGUCAUUGACAAUCGGCUACAAGCGUUCAUCAUGUGUAGAACGUUUGUGGAUCUAGUCCAUAGAGAAGUUGAAACAAAAUCUGAUUUCUACCAAGCAACAACUUCCUUCGUCACACAGCUAUGCGAGCUGAACGCCAUGUAUCGCCCUUUCAAAGACACGUCAACCUGGGAAAAGGCUUUCAGUUUACAGUUCUGCCAUGCAAAUCUGCUGUUAUUCGCUCGAUGUCUUUUGAAUUUUGAAGACGUAUUCAAUAUUGAGCGGGGGUUGACGGACCCUGCUCGCGGCGCAAAGCUCCUUCGAGGCACCCUCGAGCGAACCACUCGCGACGAUCAAGUAAUCCAAAAGUUUUCGGAAGUUGCAGAUAUAAUGCUAAGGGUUAUCGAGUCAUUGAUUGAAAUCCUUCGGGACGCCAUAAGAAGCACUUCUGCAUCAUCCGCGCCGACAUCGAGAACGUCGAAUAUUCCAACAAUAACACCAGAGAACCCGCAAUUGGCAGCUAUAGAACUCGAAAUCCGUUUGCAUUGCGAACAAAUAAGAGGCUGCUUAUCAAGGCGCUCCACCGCAAUGGAGCAUGACCUUAGGCUAUUAGAACUAAGCAGAGAGGUAGAACAAACAGAUAGUGUUCAGCAGUUAAGUAUACUUGCAGCAAUCUUCUUACCUCUUUCCGUAUCUUCAGGUGUUCUUAGUAUGCAGACGCGAUUCAAGGACCUAGGUGUGCUUCUUUACGACUUUUUCGGCGUAAUGACUCUCCUUGGGGCGCUCGCACUUUUGUUUAUCUUGCUCUCAAACGUUUACAAGUUUGUAACCGGGACUUUUAUGGGUUGGAUCGAGAUAAAGUUGAAUCAGAAUGUUCUCUAUAGCGGGCGCGCACCCAGGGAGAAGCGGAAGCUCUUGGCAUACAAGCGAUUUCGAAUGGUUGGAUUUGUUUCUUGGUGGCUGGGGCUUAGCCUGUUUUGCAUUCUUCUUGUCGUUUCAUUUCUCAUUGGCAUGUUUAGAGACGUUGAUCUCGGUGCGAGAGUGCUUGGAUAUGGAAUAGCUCUCAUAUCAUUCCCUGCUAACUGCCUCGAGCAAAAAGACGUCGACAAGGUAGGGAAGGAGAUGAAGAAAGUGCCACCCCAGUCAACCCGCCUGAACCUACAACCAAGGCGGCGGAGCUAG